Pedinophyceae sp. YPF-701 is the source of this 2571-nucleotide messenger RNA. The record is from the annotation of a GenBank genome assembly. Lineage: Eukaryota; Viridiplantae; Chlorophyta; Pedinophyceae.
AUGUCCGGCGCGUCCGGGCCUGGUACGCUGAUGCAGACGAUGUCGACGCCCACGCGCAUAGAGCUGCUCAGCGCGUACACUGGCGCGGCCAGCGCCACUGCAGCAGAGAGUGCCAGUGCAGCUGGGGCAGGGUCGCGCUGGCCAGGUCUCUUCUCGCGGCUCGGAACGGCCGCUGAGGCCGCUCCAGCAGCUGCAGCCGCGGGCGCGCCCAAGGCGAAGCGGAAGGUCCCGUGGGGCCUCGUCCUCCUCGGCACGUACUACCUGUACCAGUACUACCGUUACCGGCGCUCCCUCACGCUCCCCAGCACCUACAUCCUCGACGUGGACCUCGAGAGCAACGCCGUGACCGAGCAGCGCAAGCCGCCCAACCCCGUCAAGGCCUUCCUCGGCCUCCCCGAGCAGACCUACUCGCUUGUCGAUCUCGUCGAGGCCAUCGAGGCCGCGGGGGAGGACCCGCGCUGCGCGGCGCUCUCGGUGGUCACCGGCGCGUCCGCGGGCAACGCGCGCGCGUCGAUGGUCGAGGAGAUCCGCGACGCGGUGGGCAAGUUCCGCCGCCACGGCGAGCUGCGCGGGGCGCGCACCUUCGCGUACGCCGACUCGUUCGGCGAGGGCGGCUCGAACGGGACGCUCGGGUACUACCUCGCCAGCGCCUGCGAGCGCGUCUUCCUGCAGCCGCACGGCUCGGCGGGCGUCGCGGGGUUUGUUGCGCAACAGCCCUUCCUGCGGCCGCUGCUCGACAAGUGGGGCGUGCAGCCGCUGUUCUUCACGCGGCGGGAGUACAAGAACAUGGCGAACAUGUUCACGGAGCGCACGUUCACGAAGCCGCACAAGGAGGCGCUCGGGGCGGUGCUGGGGUCGACGUACGCGCACGUCGUGCAGGGCAUCGCGGCCUCGCGCGGGCUGAAGCCGCAGGCCGUGCUGCGCGCCGUGGACGCCGCGCCGCUGUCGGCGGACGACGCCGUGCGCCGCGGCCUCGUCGACGCGCAGGCGUACCGCGACCAGUACCGCGACUACAUUGGGGACGUCGUCGCGGUGAGCGCCGCGAUGAAGAAGGCCGUCGGCGCCGCGGGCGGGCCCGCGAAGCUCCUCGAGGCGCUGCCGCCCGAGCCAGCGGCGGCGCCGGCGCCGGCCAAGACGUGGUGGGACGCGCUGGCGAUCUGGCGGCCGGCGGAGCGGCCUGCGGCGGAGCCGGCGGCGGAGGACAAGGCGGAGAAGACGGACGUGAGGCCGACGCAGCCGGCGGACGCGGCGGCGCGGCACGGGCGCGUGCCGCGGGUGAGCAUGCACAAGUUUCUGCGGGUGCGUCAGCACGAGCGGGAGAAGGUGCGGCGGCAGCAGCAGAAGCGGUGGUGGCUGGACACGACGGACGAGCGGCUGCGCGAGCUGAUGGAGCAGCGCGUGAGGGUGGCGACGGAGGCGGGCGUGCCGAUGGGCACGCUGUCGCUGGCGCCGACGGUGGCGGUGGUGUGCGCGACGGGCAACAUCAUGGCCGGGCCGCCGCCGCCGAAGAACCCGCUCGGGGAGGAGAGUGCCGCGAUCUACUCCGGGGGCAUCUGCCGGCUCCUGCGGGACAUCCGCGAGGACCCCAACGUGCGCGUGGUGCUGCUGCGGGUGGACUCCCCGGGGGGGAGUGCGCUGGCGAGCGAGUCGAUCCACCGCGAGGUGGUCGCGCUGAAGGACGCCGGGAAGAAGAUCAUCGUGUCGAUGGGCAGCGUGGCGGCGUCGGGGGGGUACUACAUCGCGGCGCCUGCCGACACCAUCUUCGCGCUGCCGACGACGAUCACGGGGUCGAUCGGCGUCGUGUUCGGCAAGUUCAACGUCGACAAGUUCCUCCGCGACCAGGGCGUGCACGUCGAGACGCUCGGCGGGUUCGGCCGCAACGCCGCCGCCCUGAGCGCCGUCAGCGGCUUCACGCGCGCGCAGGUCGCGCAGGUCGAGAAGCAGCUCGACGAGACGUACGCGCGCUUCCUGCACGUCGUCGCGGACGGCCGCAAGAUGACCGAGCCGCGCGCCCGCCGCAUCGCCAAGGGCCGCAUCUGGUCGGGCGCGCAGGCGGAGAAGCUGGGGCUCGUCGACCGGCUCGGGGGCAUGACCGCGGCGCUGCUGGAGGCCAAGCGCGAGUGCGCGGCGCUCGCGGGGGUCGAUCCGGCGGUCGUGCAGAUCGUGGACUACCCGCGGAAGCCCCUGGGGUUCUUCGAGUCGGUGCUGUCGUUCAACGCGGACCCGCGGCCGGCGUACGAGGUGCUGGCUGAGGCGGCGGGGGCGCGCCUGGACGGCCUGUGCGCGACCGCGGGGGACGCGGUUGCGUGGGGGCGUGCCGCGGUGGAGCGGGGGGCGGGGAUGCCGGUGGGACGUGCGGUGGAGGGGGGGGUGUGGAUGGAGGGCGAGGGGGGCAAGGGCGGGAACGCGGUGGCGCCGGCGAUGGUGGCGCUGCUGCUGGGGACGGGCGGGGCGCGCGCGGGGGGCGUGGGGCUGUCGGAGGGGGACGCGCGGAUGUUGGCGCAGGUGGCGGGAGGGGGGCAGCUGCUGUACGCGUUCGACAACGCGGCGCUGCGGGGCGCGGGCUUGUGA